This is a messenger RNA of Vitis riparia (riverbank grape), 1175 nucleotides long. RefSeq lists its product as uncharacterized. The record is from RefSeq and is a predicted model, not a curated record. NCBI's taxonomy places the organism in Eukaryota, Viridiplantae, Streptophyta, Magnoliopsida, Vitales, Vitaceae. The transcript is spliced from 7 exons. Gene Ontology annotation, cellular component: checkpoint clamp complex. The coding region runs from base 11 to 913 and encodes 300 amino acids. Gene Ontology annotation, biological process: DNA repair; DNA damage checkpoint signaling.
GGGAAAGAAGAUGAGCUCAUCGGGUCCCGAUCUGGUGUGCCAACUCGACAACGUCCAAGGUAUGGUCGAUGCUCUCACCGCCGUCCGUUGGAAACGCCAUCAGGACGCGGUCAUGGAAUUAUCGGAGCACGGCGUCGUCUUGAUCGUGGAGGAGACUCGUUGUCUCCAAGCCAAAGUUUAUCUGCAGCGCGAGCUUUUCGUUCAGUACGAGUACAGUGCUCAAGGGCGGCCUCGGUUUGGAGUGAGCUUGAGCCUCUUUGUUAAUUGCCUCAACACUUUCUCAGUUCCCGGGCGCUCAAAUAUGAUUGAAAUUCGGUAUCCGGGACCAGAUAUGCAGCUUCUUCUCAAGUCUGUUGAUUCCAUGGAUGCUUGCAUUUAUGCAGAGAUCAGAACAAGGAUCCCGGAUACAAUUUCAUGGGACUACAACUUUGAACCUGCUGGAAGUACUCCUCUCAGUUUUACUGUCAAGUCUGCAGCACUGAAAGAAGCCAUUGAUGACCUUGAAUGGCCAGGAUCUAGCAUCCAGAUAACCUUGGAACCAGUUCCCCCUUCAGUUACCUUCAGAGGUGAAGGCCAUGGAGACUUACAGAUAGAUUUCAUGUAUUACGUGAACACCGAUCUUUUGAUCGCUUUCCAUUGUGAUCACAGAGUCUCUUACAGAUACAAGUAUAAGUUUCUUCGUGCAACAACUUCAAACAUACCCAGCAGUGUCAUCAGAGAUAACCGAGGAAGCAAGUUGACCAUUGGGAGAGGUGGGAUGUUGAAAGUUCAGCAUCUAGUUUCAGUAGCAAGACCAUCUAUUCCACAUCCACAUGUUGAUUCUGCUGGCUAUCAGCAACCGAGUCGAAUUGCUUACAUCGAGUUCUUUGUCAAGCCAGAGGAAUAUGAAGAAGACAUCCAAAACGGUUCCUAGGCAUUUUUAGGAAGAUUUUUCCAUCCUAAUUUGUGAUUAUAGCUGGAGACUGACUGUUUUAGUGAAUCUCAGUUUGUUCACUUGAACAAGCCUUACGCAUAUGUUGAUGUUUUCCAUGUUUUCUAUUUUUCAUUAUCUUUCACUUUGUUACCAAAUAUUUUUACUUCUACCCUUUGUUUGUCAGUCUUUAAAAUGUCAGCCCAUCACAGCUCCUUAUUUGAGGGAUGUUGUUAUCCUAUAAUGCAAAAUGUUUAUUGCUUAA